AUGACAGAAAACCUAAAAGAAAUUCUAAUAAGUAAAAACCAAGAAGUUCCAAUCGCUUCCUCCGGUGAAAUACAAAGUAUUCUCAAAGAGAAAAAGCAAUUAACCACUAUCAAAGGAACUUUAACUUCUCCCAUUCAACUCCGUGGAGAAGAAACCAAAGAACCCUAUUAUUAUUCAUUUAUUAGCUUAAAAGGACAAAGUAUAGAUUUACCAGUCAUUGCUCCAACUCCAAUAAGAAUUUCCGCAAAUCUUUUACCUGUAUUGCUUACCAUCUCUCAAACGAAAAAAGAUAUUGGAAGUGAUUCUGAGCAAGUUAAGGAACUGCAAUUAAACU
Messenger RNA from Ambispora gerdemannii, 334 nucleotides. NCBI's taxonomy places the organism in Eukaryota, Fungi, Glomeromycota, Glomeromycetes, Archaeosporales, Ambisporaceae. The record is from the annotation of a GenBank genome assembly.